AUGUCCACCACAACAGAUCAAACUGCUAUUAAAAUUAUUACUCUUCCGGCUAAGAAAUAUCUUGGAGUAAGAAGAAAUAAUAUUUCAAUUGCUGAUGGUGAUUUUCCAAAAUGGAUCAAAGAAGCUUCUCGUUUAAUUUCACCAGUUUUGAAUAGAACAUGUUAUCCAACUGUAACAGCCUUUCCAAGAUUUGUCAGCCCACAAGAUGCCGAUAUCGAACAUUUGUUAUUUGUCGAUCAAGAAUUGAGUAUUGAUUCUGAUCUAGUGAAUAGAGUUGAAAACUCUCAACCAAAUGAUGAAGGAUUAAAGGCUCAGUUAUCUGAAAUGCCAAGUGGAGAAUAUGCCUACUUCAGAUAUGUAGGUCCUUACGAAGGACUGUCUAGUGUUUGGAAUAAGCUAAUGAAAGAGAAAUUGAGUGGCUAUGUCCAUACAGAGCCAUGUUGGGAGGAAUAUAUUAAUGAUUGCACACAAGUGAAGAAGGAAGAACUUAUUACAGAUUUAUAUUGGAAACUUGAAAAACAAUAA
Molecule: messenger RNA, 525 nt
Organism: Naegleria gruberi
Lineage: Eukaryota; Heterolobosea; Eutetramitea; Acrasida; Naegleriidae
Exons: 1
Coding region: 1-525 (174 amino acids)
Source: RefSeq, a predicted model, not a curated record